GCAAGAAAUAACGCAUUCGUGUCGUGCUCGAGAGACCUCAACCCGACUGUUAACGCGUGGUGAUUUAAUCAUUUCUCACAAUAUUUUUUUUUUUAAUUUUUAACGUGUUUUUCAAUCUUAAUCUUCUCAGUUUCACUCCUCCAAAUGCCGAAUGGAAGUAACCAACUCCAGUGCAGCAUUACUCUGUAAUUAUGAGGUGCUGACGUACUUGAAUGAAUUGAAAUCAAAAGCGCAGACUGCUCAAGAAAAGAACAGCCAUCUAGCAACAAUUCUGUACGAAACCUCUCACUAUUUAACUGAUUCCCUCAACAAUGCUCCACGGAUAGCCAACAUUCCUGAGUUCUUAACGGACCUACUCUCAUUCCCAGUAGCCCUGACGAAAGAGGAAAAACUCUUGUUGGUCAACUCCCCUCCAUCAUCUGCUCUCCAGCUCUCUUUGCUCAUCAAAGACUGUGAUGACCGACUAUCUGAGAACCAAAUUGAGUCUCUGCUUGAAAUCAUUAAGAAAAACGUUACGGAAGAACAGUUGAAUAUUGUAAAUCAGCAGACAAGUCGCAAGAAGCAGCAGCAACAGUAGCAGGAAAAGGCGGUUUUGUUCUUGGAGCAAUUAGCAUAUCUUUCCUCUCGACUGAACUCUACAGGCUCCAAAAUGUCGGAUAAUAUUCUAAAAGAGACAUCUGAAAUCUUCUUUAACAUCUGGCAUGACCCGAAUUUUUGGACGGGCCUUCUUUUUGGAAUGUUUACAGUUACCACAUUUAACAUGACAUUUAGAAUGUACAGAAGUCUAUUGGAAAUUCAAAAUUCGAGUCCUGCUGAAAAACCCUCCGCCUCAUCUAAAAAAAUCCCUGAUGGUGUAGAGCCGGUUGCAGAUGGGAGCUCUAAGAUGGCUUUGGUGGUUCGGAAAGACUUGAAAAUGGGUAAAGGAAAAGUUGCCGCUCAGUGCUCUCACGCCGCUGUAGGAGCUUUCAAAGAAAUUUUGAAGGAUCCAGACGCUUUAAACCUGUGGGAGGCUCGAGGGCAGGCGAAAAUUGUCGU
Molecule: messenger RNA, 1035 nt
Organism: Bemisia tabaci
Lineage: Eukaryota; Metazoa; Arthropoda; Insecta; Hemiptera; Aleyrodidae
Product: peptidyl-tRNA hydrolase 2, mitochondrial
Biological process (GO): transcription initiation at RNA polymerase III promoter
Cellular component (GO): cytosol; RNA polymerase III complex
Molecular function (GO): nucleotide binding; peptidyl-tRNA hydrolase activity
Source: RefSeq, a predicted model, not a curated record